GAACCGCCCCCACGUAACACGACUGACUGACUUAACUGAUUUUCGAAAGUCCUGUCCAAGUGUCCAUCUCCUUCUCUUCCCUCUCUAGAUUGCCCCGGAAUCCGCGAAAUUACACAGCGAGUCAUUGUACCGAGCCGCCAAUCAUUUGACAUUUCGGGACCGAUUCGGAGAGCUCGGAAAGGGAAAGGGAGAGGAGAGGAGAGAAAUUCACGCCCUUGCUAGAAGUCGGGACGCCUCGGAGUCAAGUCCUCGGACGUGCCCUUUACGUGAACGGGGCCCUUUUAACGGCGUCCCCGCCCCACCACCACCACCAUCAUCAUCAUCAUUCGACUGCAGCGCAAUCUCGCCAGUCGCUCUAGGGACAGAACUGUUCGUCUUCCCCGGAGAAGCGACCCCCCUCGAGGUACCCUUCUGGGGAGUAGUCCCGCCUGCGCCUGGUGGGUCAUCAUGGAGGGAGAAGCGGGAGAGAGCUCCUCCGUUUCUAGCUCGCCCUGCUCGUCGUGCGGCGGCGCGGACGGUAAUGCAGGCGGUGGCGUUGUUGAGUACUUGAUCGGAGUGAUCGAGAAGGCUGGGUCCUACGGCGGCUACAGGAAGACGCAGAGGAAGGAGUGUCUGAAUCUGGCGAGGAGGUUGAAGCUGCUGGUCCCGCUUUUGGAAGAGAUCGGAGAGGCCCGCCGCGCCGGAGAUUCCCCCGCCGGUGAUGGUUUGGACGCUACCCUGGUUCGCCUGAGGCAAGCGGUGGUUGCGGCUAACAAGCUGUUGAAGCAAUGUCACUGCGGGAGCAAGAUUUAUCUGGUGUUGGAGAGCGAGGCGGUCAUGAGUAGAUUCCAUGCUGUUUACGAUAAGCUAAACGAGGCCUUGGAUGAUAUGCCUUACGAUGAGCUCGGGGUCUCGGUUGAAGUCCAGGAACAAGUCGAGCUAAUGCGGAUGCAACUCAAGAGGGCUCAAAAGAGGAGAGACACGCAGGACAUUGAGUUGGCGAUGGAUCUGAUGGUGGUACUAUCCGAGAAGGAUGACCGGAAUGUGGACAAUGCCAUCCUACAGCGCCUUGCGAACAGAUUGGAACUACGGACCUUCUGCGAUCUGAAAGCAGAAACAGUCGCCAUCAGUAAACUCGUGAAGCAGUUCGGAAAAGAUGCGCAGAACAUCCGGCAAAUAAUGGGCUUAUUUGGUAAGUUCAAACGGAUCAUCGGGUUCGAGGAGCCAAGCGCGCAGGAUUGUUCUGUUUCCUCGAGGACUCUGGAAAAGUUGCCGUCUUUCUCCAUUCCUCAUGAAUACUUAUGCCCGAUCACGCUCGAGAUAAUGACGGAUCCUGUUAUUGUCGCCACCGGACAGACCUACGAAAGAGAGAGCAUACAGAAGUGGCUGGAUUCGAAUCAUCGGACGUGCCCGAAGACCGGACAAAUCUUGCAUCACUUGUUGGUGGUGCCCAAUUAUGCCCUCCGCAACCUUAUUUUGCAAUGGUGCGAGAAGAAUGACUUUGAGCUUCCAAGAAAGGCCAUUUCCGUUGGUUCCGAUGGCUCUUCGAGCGAACUCGUGAAGCAGAUAUCUUGCCUUGUACAAGAUCUGUCCUCUCCUCAGCUGAAUGCGCGAAGGCACGCAAUUCUGGAGCUCCGGACUCUCUCCAAGGAUAACCCUGAUAACAGAAUCCUGAUAGCCAGCAUGGGAGGAGUCACGCCUCUAGUUCAGCUCUUGUCGUUUCCAGACUCUAAAAUCCAAGAACACGCCGUGACUGCACUCCUAAACUUGUCCCUCAACGAGGCGAACAAGAGAGUAAUUGCCCAGGAAGGCGCGAUUCCAGCUAUAAUUGAUAUACUGCAGAACGGAACGGAUGAGGCGCGGGAGAACUCUGCAGCAGCCUUGUUUAGCAUAUCGAUGCUCGACGAGAACAAGGUGCUUGUGGGCUCCACGAAUGGGAUUCCUCCCUUAGUGGAUCUUCUGAAAAACGGAACAGUUCGAGGUAAGAAGGACGCGGCUACCGCGCUUUUCAACUUGUCCUUGCACCAAGCGAACAAGUCCAGGGCCAUCAAGGCGGGCUCCAUACCGCCGUUGCUCAAUUUGCUCGAGGACAAGAAUUUGGGAAUGAUCGAUGAGGCGCUCUCGAUCUUGUUGCUUCUCGCCUCGCACCCCGAGGGGCGAGGCCAGUUGGGGCGGCUAUCUUUCAUCAAGACACUGGUGGAGAUCAUCAAGAACGGGACACCCAAGAACAAGGAGUGCGCGACAUCGGUGCUGCUGGAGCUGGGGCUGCACAACUCGUCCUUCGUGCUGGCCUCGCUUCAGUAUGGAGUAUACGAACAUCUGGUGGAGAUGGCCCGAAACGGGACUAACAGAGGCCAGAGGAAAGCCAAUUCUCUGCUGCAGCACAUGAGUAAGUGCGAGCACAUUGCCUGAGACGUCACGAAAUGGGCGACUUUCUUUCGACUUCCGGCCACAUUUUUGAGCUUUCGUCGGCGACUCGAUGUCUGUGUGGUCCUAUGGACUAGAGGUGAGUACCCAAAUGGUGAAUCCUCUGUUCUUGCUCUUGUAAAAACAUGACGGCAUGAGGUUUCAGCUCGAGUUGAAUGCGCAGCGAGAGAGCUCUUUCUGUCAGCAGAGACUGCGAGCUUGAUGCAUCUAAAGAUGCGCCAUCUUCAUAUGUCUCUCGAGCAGAUGAAGACGAGGCAUGCGAGAUUUCUAGUCAGCCUCCCGCAAAAGUUGCAUGUGGAGUUGCUCAGAGAGGGAGCAACAAGAUGCACUCUUACAAAGAUAAUCGAACUAGACACUUUUGUUGCUUCAGCCGAAUUGAUUUCAUUACGCUUAUAUGAGUCAUGCUGUAGUUUGCAUAGCCAAAUUAAUCUUAUUGGGCAUAUAUGAAUUAUGGCAUAA
Messenger RNA from Eucalyptus grandis, 2865 nucleotides. RefSeq names its product U-box domain-containing protein 15. Lineage: Eukaryota; Viridiplantae; Streptophyta; Magnoliopsida; Myrtales; Myrtaceae. Bases 448 to 2391 code for a protein of 647 amino acids. Gene Ontology annotation, cellular component: nucleus; cytoplasm. The record is from RefSeq and is a predicted model, not a curated record. The transcript is spliced from 4 exons. Gene Ontology annotation, biological process: protein ubiquitination; cell surface receptor signaling pathway. Gene Ontology annotation, molecular function: protein binding; ubiquitin-protein transferase activity.